Messenger RNA from Musa acuminata AAA Group (dessert banana), 1829 nucleotides. RefSeq lists its product as uncharacterized. The record is from RefSeq and is a predicted model, not a curated record. Gene Ontology annotation, molecular function: catalytic activity. The transcript is spliced from 11 exons. Bases 226 to 1329 code for a protein of 367 amino acids. Lineage: Eukaryota; Viridiplantae; Streptophyta; Magnoliopsida; Zingiberales; Musaceae.
UCGGAUUCAUCAUUAUUAUUAUUAUUCGUUGUUCUUUUUUGACCCCUCUUCUUAUCCUUCCCGCCACAACCGUCCAUCUGACGCAGACGAGCCACCACGUACCAAUCCAUCCACGCGUCCCGUUGCCUCCCACCUCGCCGCCCCCCUUUAAAUACUCCCCCAAUCUGAUCGGACAAACCUUCCUCUCUUCUCUCUCUCUCUCGCGAUCCAGUGAUCGUCGCUAAUAUGCCUUACUGCGACCUAAGCAACAAUGGCAUCAGGAUUUUCUACAGGAGAUGCGGACAUGGGAGUACCAAAGUCCUCCUCAUCAUCGGAUUGGCGGGGACACACGAUUCCUGGGGACCGCAGAUAAAGGGGCUGACGGGAGCUGUGGAACCCAAUGUUGAGGAGGCGCCGCCGACGGAGACUGUCGGCGGGGAAUCCAAUACCCUCGGUGAGGAGGUCCGGGAGGGGGACGGGAUCGAGGUGUGCUGCUUCGACAACCGCGGGGUGGGUCGGAGCUCCGUCCCCACCGAGAAAUCGGAUUACACAACAACUAUCAUGGCUGAAGAUGCCCUGGCUCUAUUGGACCAUCUAGGCUGGAAAAAAGCUCAUGUUUUUGGUCACUCAAUGGGAGCGAUGAUUGCUUGCAAAUUGGCAGCCAUGGCACCUGAUAGGAUAUGCUCCUUGGCUUUGCUCAGUGUGACUGGAGGUGGCUUCGAAUGUUUCCCUAAGAUUGAUCUCCAGAUGCUAUCGCUGGCAUUUCGAUUCUUGAGAGCAAAGACCCCAGAACAACGCGCUAUGGUGGACUUAGAAACCCAUUACACCAAGGAAUACCUUGAUGAAUGUGUUGGAUCUCGGACAAGAAGGGAUAUUCUCUAUCAAGAUUAUGUAAAAGCAAUAUCAUCAAGUGGAAUGCAAUCUAACUAUGGUUUUGAAGGCCAACUUAAUGCCUGCUGGAUGCAUAAUAUGACUUCAAAAGAACUUGAGACAAUUCGUUCAUCAGGGGUUCUUGUUUCAAUCAUCCAUGGCAGGGAUGACAUCAUUGCUCAAUUGGAUCAUGCAAGGAGGCUUGCAAAGAAGCUGCAACCUGUUGCAAGAAUGGUAGAGCUUCACGGCGCACAUCUAGUGAGCCAUGAGAGGCCAGAAGAGGUUAAUGUUGCUCUUAUGGAGCUAAUAAAGGCUUCAAAGUCAAAGCUAGAACCAGAAGAAUGGUCACAGUUGGCUGAGAGUGAGUCAGGUUGUCUUGUCUUGAAGAUGCAUCCACCACUGAACAACAGGAACAAAGAUGAAGCAAAUUCUCUAAUCAUGUAUAAAUUACUAGGAAAACUACAGCUUAGAUUCCUUUAAUUCUUUGGGGCAUUUAUCACGGGAUACGAACACAUCAGAAAUACUCUCAAAAUAAAGCCAGUUAGAGUUGCAGCCUCUGUAACAUAAGAUCUUAUGAUCUUGGAAGAGCAACCAUUACGCUUACAGGAUGCGAUAAUUCACCGCUUCCUCACAUCAACUCAAACAGUUGGAAACUACAAAGGAGAAGUGUUUUCUGAGCAAGUUACAGCCUUGAGAAGUGUAAAAAGUUUCUUGCAUUGAAAGAAUAAGAAGCAAAAAGCCACUGAUUAGAUGUUGCAAGUGCCUGUAAUCUGUAUCAUGGCACUGUCCUUGUCCAUUUUAAUUCAAGAAUUGCACUGAUGGCGCAUCAAAUUAAUCCCAGUUGAUGCUGUACAGUUGCAUAUAUUUUCACAUCGUGUUUUCUCUCUUCUUUUUUUUAAUGGAAGAGAUCAUUGAAUUUUUAUUUUACAUGAAGGAUGAAAAACAAGUUGUAUUUGAUUUAAUAUGGAAUUCCCUAUUUG